This is a messenger RNA of Colletotrichum graminicola M1.001, 894 nucleotides long. RefSeq lists its product as uncharacterized. The transcript has 2 exons. The record is from RefSeq and is a predicted model, not a curated record. The coding region runs from base 1 to 894 and encodes 297 amino acids. Lineage: Eukaryota; Fungi; Ascomycota; Sordariomycetes; Glomerellales; Glomerellaceae. Gene Ontology annotation, molecular function: catalytic activity.
AUGGCGGCCACGACUACCAUCAAAGUCCCCCACCUCGGCGGCAUCACGGCCGGCUACCGCCUGUCCGAGGACAAGAUCGACCCCGCCAAGCCCGCCGUCGUGCUUAUCAACUCCAUGUGCACCACUGUCUCCCUCUACAACGACCAGUUCGACAGCAAGACGUUGACGGACGCCGUCAACCUGCUGGCCAUCGAGCCCCUCGGCCACGGCGCCACAAGCUGUCCGGUCGAGCACUUCACCUACUGGGACACGGCCAUCAUGGCCCUACAGGUCAUGGACAAGCUCGGCGUCGACAAGGCUUUCGCUCUCGGCACGAGUCAGGGCGGGUGGAUGGUCACCCGCAUGGCCCUUCUGGCCCCUGAGAGGAUCUUGGGUCUCCUGCCGCUUGGCACCUCGAUGGACUACGAGUCGGCCGACUCCCGCGUCAAGGGCUGCUGGGACGCCAAGGCCCAGCUUCUGGCCUUUUACGACGCCUGGUCGAGCCCCGUGCCGACGCCCGACUUCCUCGUCGACGAUAUAUGGUGUGGCAUGGUGGGCAGCCUUGGCUUCUCCGGCACCGUCCCGCCCGAGACCCUGGAGUUUUGGACAAAGACGCUCAAGUCCGUCUACAAGGGCGACGAGGGCCGCAGGAAGCUCAAGGUCGCCCUCGGCUGCCUUUUGUCGCGCGACGGCCUCCUGCUGAGGAUCAGAGAUGUCAAGUGCCCCGUCCACUGGCUCCAGGGAACCGCGGACCCUGUUUUUGGAGUCGAAAUCCCCAAAGAGCAAAUCAAGCUCUUCACUUCCUCGCCCGAAGCGACUUUGACCAUGGUCGAGGGCGGCGGCCAUUACCUCAACGCCACCAGCCCGAAGGAGGUUGAGGAGGCUCUUCUCAAGAUGGUACAGAAGUAUGCUUAA